AUGGCGCUGGACGAGGGGGAUGACGAGCGGCUGGCGGCGGUCGCCGCCGACGCGGGGCGAGAGGUCCCGAUUGAGCAUGUAACUAUCAAUGCAGCUGCUCUGUCCAUAUUCAGCAACCUGGUGGACAUGACCUACACAGCCUUCAUCGUGGCCCUUUCUGUUGGAUUCAACCACUCUGCUGGGGAACAACACAGCUGGCUGAGCGGCUGCGACUGGUUUGGCAGUGCAGUGUACAUAUUAGACAUCGUCGUCAACUUCAACACUGGGAUUGUAGUUACCUGGGGCUCGCGCGCGGUGGUGGUGCGUGAUGCUCGCACCUGCGCCUGGUAUUACAUACGCCACGGCACAUUUGUGGUUGAUUUCGUAGCGACCAUCCCUUUCGUCCCCAUCGUCUCACUGUUGUCACCCCGGAUGGUGCUGCUCUUCACUUCAUUCUUCUCGCUCGCCGUGCUUGUCAAUCUGCUGGGCUGCCUGUGGUGGAACAUGGCGCUGGACGAAGAGAACAAGGAUUACGAUUUGCUGGCUGCAUCAGACCCCAAUCGUUGGACAGUGUCGUGCUAUUUUGCGCUGACAACGCUCGUGACUAUAGUUGCGUUCUUUGGAUACCUCUUGAACAGCGUGGCCAACGAGGUUGAGGAGAACAUGGUAGACCUGGGCCUGCCCAAUUGGCUCAAGCGCAAGAUCCGGGGCUACUAUGCUUUUCGGCCCAAGCAGAGCAGGGCGGCGGCGCACAUACUGGCGACCGCCUCGGCGCCUGUCCUGCUCUUCUCUGGGCAGCAGCUGCAGGAUGCGGCAACGAUAAGGCGGCAGGGGCAGGCUGCGGAGGAGGAGGGAGGUCCCUGCUUUUUCAUUCUGGAAGAAGGAGAGAUGCGGGUGGUGCACAAGGGCGACGAGACUCGGGUGCGGCGGCACGCUGUCGGCAGCAGAAUUAAUUUUAGCGGACCGGCAGUCAUUGGGAUUGCAGCGCUGUUCAGCCCUGCAGCCUGCCAGCACCAGGAUGACAGGCGGCUGGCAGCCGUAGCACCCCAACAGGCAUCAGAUGAUGAUGGUGACAGCAGCAGCAGCAGCAGCAGCGGUGGCAGUUCGCACGCUGGCCCGAUUGAGGAUCCGAUUGACGACGAUGCGUCGGCAUGGCAGCAGCAUGCGCUGGCGCUCACCGAAUGCCACCUCUGGCGCAUCAACUGCCGACAGCUGUAUGCCGCACUCCGGCAAAGCCAACCGGCGGUGCUGCUUCACUUGGUGCGACGGCUGCUGGGCACGCUGGGUGUCAGGGCUGGGGGAGGUGGCGGCGGCACGUCCACUGGUGCCACCCUGGCACCCAACAGUACAGGUGGCAAGGAAGCAGCGGACUCAUCUGCGCAGCACCAGCAGUUUCACUUGCAGCACAGCAUGGUCGACCGCCUGCGCCGGAUUGCGACCGAGCUGGAGGCUGCGUCGGAGCAGCAGCAGCGCAAGGAUCAGCAGCCGGUGCCCCAUAAUGGAGGCACUGCUGGUAGGGUGUCGCUGGCCACGUCGCUGACCACCUCCUACAGCCUGUCUCGGAGCAGCUGGCGCACCGACCCCAGCGUGGAGCUGGCAUCGGUGGCGGUGGGCGAACCAGGCGUCUGGGGCUCCGCAGAGGCCGCCGACAACGUAUGGCAUACCGACUGA
Molecule: messenger RNA, 1650 nt
Organism: Chlorella variabilis
Lineage: Eukaryota; Viridiplantae; Chlorophyta; Trebouxiophyceae; Chlorellales; Chlorellaceae
Exons: 10
Coding region: 1-1650 (549 amino acids)
Biological process (GO): potassium ion transport
Molecular function (GO): voltage-gated potassium channel activity
Source: RefSeq, a predicted model, not a curated record